AUUUUACUUCCACUUCCGGUAAAACGCACGCUGUGGAAGAAACGUUGUCACACACGUGUUAAAACAAUUUAGAUUUAAUAAUUUCCACAUUAGAUUUAGAUUAUUAUAGUUGUUAAUAUCGAGUUUCUAAGUUUUAAAAGAGAACCAUGGUGGGGUCACGUGUAUACGUUGGCGGGCUACCAUUCGGUGUCAGAGACAGAGACUUGGAGAAAUUCUUCAAAGGUUUCGGUCGCAUUCGAGAUAUUCUAAUCAAAAAUGGCUAUGGCUUCGUGGAAUUUGAAGACUACAGAGACGCAGAUGAUGCAGUAUAUGAACUUAAUGGGAAAGAAUUACUUGGCGAGCGGGUGUCGGUGGAGCGCGCGCGGGGUGUGCCGCGCGGCGCAGACCGCCGCCGGGGCAGAGACGCGCCCGCACCGCGCGCACACGCGCCACACUCCAACGCGCCCCACGCGACGCACAGAGACGCUGACUACAAUUAUAGAUACGGACCGCCAACGCGCACCGAGUAUCGACUUAUCGUAGAAAAUCUGUCUAGCCGCAUUAGCUGGCAGGACUUGAAGGAUUACAUGCGUCAAGCUGGCGAAGUCACAUACGCUGACGCUCAUAAGCAGCAUAGAAAUGAAGGCGUUGUGGAGUUCGCGACGCACUCUGAUAUGCGCGCUGCGAUCGAGAAGCUGGACGGUACGGAGCUGAACGGGCGCCGCAUCCGCCUGGUGGAGGAUCGCCGCUCCUCGCGCCGCCGCACGCGCUCCUCCUCCAGCCGCUCGCGCAGCCGCUCCCGCGACCGCCGCCGCUCACGCUCCAGAUCUCGUUCCCGCCGUUCCUCUCGCAGUCGUUCCCGUUCCAAGUCCCGGCCGAAGACCAAGAGUCCCGUCGCCAAGUCCCGGUCUCGCUCCAGAUCUAAGGAGCGCAGCCACUCGAAGUCUGCAUCAGCAUCGCCGCAGCGCAAGUCUGACCGCGAGCGUUCCCCGCAACACUCCGCAGAUAGGAAUGGCCGGGAACGAUCCCGGGAACAAUCCAGGUCCCGCUCACGAGAACGAUCCAGGGAACGAUCUCGAUCCCGUUCCAAGUCGCGCUCACCUCGCGCUGACAAGGAGAGGUCUCGUUCGCGCAGCAAAGAGGCGCAGUCGCCGAAGCGCGAGGAGGAGCGACGCGCGACCAAGUCUCGCUCUCGCUCCCGGUCACGUUCCGCAUCACGAGACCGGUCUCGCUCACGGUCCCGCUCUCGCUCGAGGUCCGCCUCCCCGCGACAGAACGGCACUGGACAGGACCGCGCCAGCACUGACCGCUCACCGCGCAGUGGCGACUAACACAAAUACUUUAACACAAUUAGGUU
Papilio machaon (common yellow swallowtail) is the source of this 1336-nucleotide messenger RNA. It is a transcript of the gene B52, whose product is annotated as serine-arginine protein 55. Lineage: Eukaryota; Metazoa; Arthropoda; Insecta; Lepidoptera; Papilionidae. The record is from RefSeq and is a predicted model, not a curated record. Gene Ontology annotation, molecular function: mRNA binding. The transcript is spliced from 10 exons. The coding region runs from base 147 to 1310 and encodes 387 amino acids. Gene Ontology annotation, cellular component: cytoplasm; nucleus; ribonucleoprotein complex. Gene Ontology annotation, biological process: alternative mRNA splicing, via spliceosome; mRNA splice site recognition.